This is a messenger RNA of Osmerus eperlanus (European smelt), 3380 nucleotides long. It is a transcript of the gene cdc14ab, whose product is annotated as cell division cycle 14Ab. The transcript has 15 exons. The coding region runs from base 456 to 2270 and encodes 604 amino acids. NCBI's taxonomy places the organism in Eukaryota, Metazoa, Chordata, Actinopteri, Osmeriformes, Osmeridae. Gene Ontology annotation, cellular component: cytoplasm; mitotic spindle; centrosome. Gene Ontology annotation, molecular function: protein tyrosine/serine/threonine phosphatase activity; protein tyrosine phosphatase activity; protein serine/threonine phosphatase activity. The record is from RefSeq and is a predicted model, not a curated record. Gene Ontology annotation, biological process: cilium assembly; positive regulation of cytokinesis; protein dephosphorylation.
GAGCUGUGAUUUGGUACCUGGAGUGAGAAGGGCAGCUAAAACGGAGAAACGUAUCAACAGCGAAAAUGUAUUUAGACCAGCUACAGCAAUCAACAAAACACCCCGUAAUAUGAACCAAAGAGAACAACAAAGUUAUAUUACGGUGCUAGAAUAGUUAGGCAUACUUAGACGCGAAUUUCGAAUUUGAAGGUUUGGCUAUGACGUCUCACAUUCUUUUGGGAAAUAGGCUACUGGGAGGAAGUAGCAGAUAGCCGGUUCUAAGUUCUCUCUAGUUCGCCACAACCAGCCAGGUUAGCAGACAUAAGUUUCCUAAGACUAACUUAACUAAAACCAAAACUAUCACUGUCUUGCCGUUCUUAAGGUUAUAAUUGUUAGUGAGUAGGUAGCCUACGCUAGGUAAAGUCAUAAGUUUUGUUCGGCCAAGACAUGCUCUGAAACUUAAUUUGACUUUGGGAAUGACUUUCGAAAGCCUUAAACAUUCUGCCAUCCUAUCAACUUUGUUUAAAAUGGCUGACGAUGUCGACAUAAUGGGAGCGUCUGAGUUUAUUAAAGAACGACUGUAUUUUGCUACACUGAGAAGCAAGCCCAAAAGCACAACAAACACGCACUACUUUUGCACGGAUGACGAAUUCAUUUAUGAAAAUUUUUAUGCUGAUUUUGGACCCCUCAAUCUUGCCAUGCUGUACCGGUACUGUUGUAAACUCAACAAAAAACUAAAGUCUUUUACAUUGACCAGAAAGAGGAUUGUCCACUACACCAGCUUUGACCAGAGGAAAAGAGCUAAUGCUGCUGUCCUUAUUGGUGCAUACUCUGUAAUCUACCUAAAGAAGACACCAGAGGAGGCAUACAAGGCUCUGAUUUCUGGCUCCAAUGCAUCAUAUCUGCCAUUCAGGGAUGCUUCCUUUGGAACUUGCACAUACAAUCUAACCAUUCUUGAUUGCCUUCAAGGAAUCCGGAAGGCCCUUCAGCAUGGUUUCUUCACCUUUGAGACCUUUGAUGUGGAUGAAUAUGAGCACUAUGAGCGAGUUGAGAAUGGUGACUUCAACUGGAUAGUGCCAGGAAAGUUGCUGGCCUUCAGCGGACCCCACCCCAAAAGUAAAGUGCAAAAUGGUUACCCACUGCAUGCUCCUGAGGCCUACUUCCCCUACUUCAGGAAACACAACGUGACUACAGUGGUGCGGCUUAACAAGAAGAUCUAUGACUCAAAGCGUUUCACAGAUGCUGGUUUUGACCACCAUGAACUAUUCUUUGUGGAUGGUAGCACUCCCAGCGACAUCAUCACUCAACGUUUUCUGCAAAUCUGUGAGAGCACUGAUGGUGCUCUGGCUGUCCACUGCAAGGCGGGCCUUGGACGAACAGGAACUCUGAUCGGUUGUUACCUGAUGAAGCACUAUCGUUUCAUGGCUGCGGAGGCCAUUGGCUGGAUCAGAAUCUGCCGUCCAGGCUCCGUUAUUGGGCCACAGCAGCACUUUCUAGAAGAAAAGCAAGCUGCUAUGUGGAUGCAGGGGGAUGCUCGACGGUCGCAACAGAAACAGUUACUGGAGAAGGGAGUGUCUCACCUGAUCUCCAGUAUGGAUGAUUUAACUCUCAGCCCAGCAAACACCAGCAUCUGCAAGUCCCCAAGCACUGACCACCUUCCAGAGAAUGACUUUGGCGAGAAUGGGUUAUGCAUGACCCAAGGAGAUAAAUUGCGUGUGUUAAAGGGUCGACGGCAACCACGGUCUCCUACCACAAGAGCCAUAAGCAGGACAAAUCUCGGAACAAACACCCAGGGACCUAUAUUCCCCGUGAAGGUCUCCAAAGUACCACCCUCUGCUUCUGCCAAAAGGAUCAGCUGUAAUUCUUCAUCGUCAUCUUUUAACCUAAAGGGUUCUUCUAUCAACUCCAGGCUUGCCAGUUCCCUAGGCAACUUGUAUGCAGUGGAAUGUAACGACAGUAGGAUGCCAUUCUCCUCUCCUUCUACCUUCUCCACAAUUUCCCCAUCAGCCAGGACCACACUUGGGCAUGGAAAAUAUGUUAAUCCCCACCAUGAGGUUAACAACAACAAUCAGUACAAUAACUCACCAACAUCUACUGCUGGCACUGCAUGCCUCAGCAAAAGCGCUGCCUAUGCCCAUGGUAGCUCAACACCCCACCAUCCUGGAGGGGCGGCGUCCCAGGAGUUGGGACACUACCGAACCCAGGAUAGAUACUUGGGGUUCAGUGGACCCUCCACUCGCCAUCUUUGCCGCUCCAUUCCAUUCCUUCAAUCUGAAUAUGACCAGUACUGAAGUCUCAGUGCAACUUGGAUAGGAUUGAACAGAGAUUUCACCCCAAUACAUCGAUCUUUGCUCAGACUUCUGUUAACUUCUCAUCAAGACAGUACUUUCUCUAAUAUCCAUCAACGUUGUCAUCUGACCUCCAUUGUGUCAUCUUUUUGAUAGACCUGCUUGUGCUUUGUGUACUCAACUACUCUCUAAGCAUCUGGAAGAGAUACAAACCCUUUUAAUCGGGUUGGCCUACAAUGUCAAUGUCUUUGAUACCUCCUUGAAGGGAAUUCCAUUGUUAUUUUAAGUUUAGGUUAAUUUCUUACACAGGUUCUCAUUUAUUUUACAUGUAUCUUCUCACUCCCUUAAUGUUGGAUGAAGUCAAUGCAAGUUAUCCAUAAUUUAAAUGAUGAUUAUGAAUAAGUAUUUAUUAUGAUUGUUAUUAUUCAUUGUAGUGGCAGAAUUGAGCAGAAACAUGUCUAAUAAUCUGACAUGAUGUAUUGAAUAGAAAAUAUUUAAGACACUAAAUAAUAAACUUUAGACACUCUGUAAGCAGUUUGGCUUAUCUGUUAUAACCUCCAUACAUAAUUUUAUAUUCUGUAUUUAUGUGCCUUAUGUACAUAAUUUAAUGUACAUUAAGCAAAUAUUUUUACAUAAAAUAUAUUUUAAAACUAUCUAUAUUUGAAAAGGGACAUUUACAUUUAGCAGACGCUCUUAUCCAGAGCGACUUACAGUAAGUACAGGGACAUUCCCCCCGAAGCAAGUAGGGUGAAAUUGCCCAAGGACACAACGUCAAUUGACACGGCCGGGAAUCGAACUGGCAACCUUCAGAUUACUAGCCCGACUCCCUCACCGCUCAGCCAUCUGACUCCCGGACCUUUUGAAGUGUUUGGAUACGAAAUACGUGGAUACGUGUUUGGAUACGAAACCAGUGUGUUUAUAUUCAUUAUGUUUUUGAUUGUACAUUAUUUUUGUCCUGGGUGAACUACACAUCACGUAUGUUGAUCAAAGUUUUGACUGUCAGCAAGAUGGUGUUGGGCUUUAGCCAGCCCCUGACCUAGAUAGGAAAUACGAGUCAAGUCAUAGCAUGGGUGUGUGUAUAAAGACACAAAAUAAAAGUAAGAAUGAAUACCU